Molecule: messenger RNA, 3271 nt
Organism: Gadus morhua (Atlantic cod)
Lineage: Eukaryota; Metazoa; Chordata; Actinopteri; Gadiformes; Gadidae
Exons: 5
Coding region: 512-2680 (722 amino acids)
Source: RefSeq, a predicted model, not a curated record
CCCUUUCUUACCCUGGCUAGUGAAGGUCUGUAGGAAACAAGAUUCAAACUGAAGACUCAGUUAUAAAUAGCUAAACUAUUCAAGAAUUUAACUCAAAUGUAAUCAAACUGUAUCACUUUAGCUAUUUGUUUAACUCUUCGACUUUAUUGGUUCCUACCUCUACUCUUCUAUUUCGUCUACUCUACUCAGCAUAUAUGUUCUUGUAUCAGCUCACGUUAUCCACUAGGCGGCGUCAAAUUAACAAAAACACUACUCUCCUUUUAUAUAAAAGAAAUUAGUGGGUGGGUAGGGGAAGUGAAGCUACUACAAUGAGUUCGUUCUAUGCGUUUUACUUGAUAGUAUCCAUAACUGAGAAACGAAAUCUCUAAAUAAUGAUGUUAACUUAAAUUAGCAAUGUGACCAGAAAGGUGAGAGUCUUGAACGUACACCCGUCUGCACUCCAGGAAGGGUCGGAACCUUGUUCCGCUGCUUAUGCUGUUUACCACCCGGACAAAGGAUAGUUGCAACAGCAAUGCUAGAAGAGGAAGAUUUCCGGGCCUCCGCUACAUCACCCUCAGCUCAGCGCCUCCAGAAGAAGAAGAGGAGGUCCAGGAGUGUGAAGAAGACGAAGAGGAGGCAGGAGCUGGAUGAAGACGGCUUCGUUCACCCUCUGAGCCGGCUGUGUCUCCUCAGCCUGGCCGACAACAUGAAGGCCGUGUGGGUGAAGGACUACGAAGAGAACUAUCUAGACCGCUACCACUUCACGUACAUCAUGGGCCCCUUCGAUAGCAUGCCGGGGGGGCUGGUGGAGGAGCUGACCGCCCUGCUGUGCUCCAGGAAGCAGCUGUCCCGCGCGGCGCUGCACCUCCUGGUGGUGCCCCAGCUGCGAGGCCUGUCCCUGGCCGCGUGUCCGGGCCUGGUCACCCCCCGCGUCUGCUCCAUCAUCGCGGCGCGCUGCCAGCACAUGUCGCGUCUGGACCUGUCUGGGGCUCAGCAGGCCUCCCCCCUGGCUCAGGGAGACAUGCUCCGCUCCAUGCCCAGCCUGCGCUCCCUCUCCCUGGCUGGGACCCCCUGUGACCGGGGGGUCAUCCGGACCAUCGCCCGGCACUGCCGGGCACUGCGCCACCUCGAUGUAUCCCACUGUCACCUCCUUUCUCCCGCUGAUCUUCUGCCUCUGGGAGGCGGGGCUUCCCUCGACGGUGUGGCGCGUUGUACCGAUUCAUUGGCUGGUCGCGACGCGUCCACGCGUCACCGCGGCGAUUCCCCGUCCUCCGUCGUCACCCGUUGUCGCCACUCCUCUCCAUCCUCCUCCUCGUGCUGCUCGUGCUGCUCCUCCUCCUCCUCCUUCUGUGCGCUGCCUCUGAGAUCCCUGCUGGCGACGGAUAUCGGCUUAGGGGAGGAGGAGGGGGAGCCGGCGGCAACGGCUGCCUACCUCCUGCUCAGCCUGCCUCUCCUGGAGAGCGUGGCCCUGGAGGGGCUGGACUGGGCCCUCGGGGCCAUUCACCGCCGGGAGUUUGAGCCCGCUGAGGGGCUCACACUCAGGGAGGGGGUGCCACGGCUCGAGGAGGUGUGGAGGGAGAGGCAGAAGAAGCACUGGACAGACCGGAAAAAGGAGAACGAGGAGGCCGGAGCAGAGGGGAGCCAAGAAGAAAGAGAAGAAGAGAGCUGGGAGGUGCACGGGACCCAGAGCCCGGACGGAGAUGAAGCUGAGGCUUCUGGCGGAGACGAGGAGCCGGAUCUCCUUGCGGAAGAAGAGGUGGGCGCGGGGGGCAUCGGGGAGCAGGACAUGCCAAGGGGUGCGAUGGUAGUGGGGCCGGGCGAUGACAGUCUGACCCUGCGUCUUAGGGAGAUCCAAGCGAUGUCGCCAGCCUCCCUGGAGGUUGCAUUUCGGCUGUGUCCACACAUCCAGUCCUUAGCUGUGACCGUUGACUCGGCGGAGGGUACCGGAGGUAGGAGGGACCAUGGGUGGACGUGGGCCGCCGGGCUGGGGAACUGGUCGGGUCAGCUGCGUAGCUUGACCCUUCGUCACACGGGGCCCCUGGGUGAUCUCCUUACCCCCCUACGAGAAAUGGGCUCCACUCUGGUUUCUCUCACCCUGGAAGGGGUCAGAACCAGCCCGCACUGCCCUCUACUGGAGGUCUUGCAGGCCUGCCCCAGACUGAAGGCGCUGGUGGUGUCCGCCCAGCCCCCUACCAGCCCACCGUACGAGGACGAAGAGGAGGAGGAGGAGUUGGGGGGUGCCCGCGAUCUGCUGAGUCUGCCUCACCUCUGCUCCCUCACGCUCAGUUUUGACUAUGAGCAACAGACAAAGCCUGCAAUGUCCUGGAGGGCCCUGCAGAGGGUGCUGUUGAGCCUUCUGUGGGGCUCUCCCCUGCUGGAGAGGCUAUCUCUCACCGCGCUGCCAUGUCACCUGAACACCGUGCUCCGUCACAUCAUCUCCAGCCAGACCUGGAGCCUGCACUGCCACCAGCACCUCCAGCCUGGGGUGGUCGCCGCGUCCACACCGCCCUCCACGCCACUCGGACGCGUCACACAUCUUGGCCUGGCCCGGAGCGACGUAACCAUGGCGACGGUGAUGCGCCUGGUGGAGGGAUGCAGAACCAUGAAGUCGGUGGACCUCUCUUGCUGUUGGGAGGUCUGCCGCCAGGAUGUGUUGAAUAGCUUGUUGAAGUGCCCCCGUGUCACGUUUGACUGGCUGUAACAGAUGAUUCAGCAACAGGUUCAGACACUAAGGGAGGAAUCGCACCGGUAUGAAUUGUCCUCUUUUAAUUAGUUUUACUGGUUUGUUGACUUAAAUCAUGUUGGGCAUGCGUAAGUCCUGCAAACAGAUGAAAUUUAAAUCCGUUGCCCAAUUGAUCCAGGUCAGGACAAAAUACAUUCUCCUGCUAAUUACACUGAGGUCAUUAACAGUAACAAAUGGCCGAGGUUAACACUUCGCAGACCACUACGUUCAACAACACACGAUGUACGCCCAGAACUUGUAUUGUGGUAUUGUAGAAAUAUUGUUUGUGAAAGAGUUCACGAUAAAUCUAUUCACCUCACCCCUUAUACUCUAAUACAGUCAUGAAGAUUGUUUAAUGAACUCUUUGUCUUCUGCCUUGUGAUAAUCAUGCCCAUACUAGGGUAACAACCCCUCUAAUCCAUUAGUCAUCAUGGGUGACUUCCUGUGUGACAUUUCCUCUCUGCCUAAAGGCAAGAAACUUUUAUCACACCUAGACAAGUAAAAAAAAUAGAAUCAAUCUAAUGGAGUUUAGUAAAGUAAAUUAAUUGUAUAUAAAUCCCUAUAACUUUU